Molecule: messenger RNA, 5710 nt
Organism: Entelurus aequoreus (snake pipefish)
Lineage: Eukaryota; Metazoa; Chordata; Actinopteri; Syngnathiformes; Syngnathidae
Exons: 2
Coding region: 325-5082 (1585 amino acids)
Source: RefSeq, a predicted model, not a curated record
GCACGUACUUUAUGGUGGUUAUUUUCAAAGAAAAACUGCAUAUAUCCUUUGUUUAAGGUUGCAUCGCCGUUUCACCCUUUUGAAUGUCAUUAAACCUGCUGACAACGCUCAUCGGUCUCCAGAGUCGUGACGUAAGAAAGGUGUUAAACAGCCCUUGCAUCAGACAUGCACCCCUAACGGCACAGUGAAACGGCGGCAUCCAAACAGACAGAGGUAACGCAGUCGUCGCACGCUAGAGUGAAGCUGACCACUACUACGCCACAACGCUACAACGCAAACGGCAUACAGCAGUGAUUCAGCAGUCAUCAUCUAGUCCACCCCACCAUGUCCAGCAAGGCGCCAUCUUUAAAGACCCGGUCCGAGGCUUCGACGAACUCCUCCACAGGUUCCGCAGCAGCUAGGGCAAGAGCAAAAGCUGAGGCAGCCAAAGCCCGCCUCGGUUUUGCAGCAAAAGAAAUGGACUUAAAAGUAGAAAAAGCUAAAAUAGAGGCAUCUAUUGAAUUUCUUCAACAUGAAAAAGAUGUUGCAUCUGCUAUUGCUGAAGCAGAGGCAUUAGAAACAGCUGUAGUCACACAGGUAGAAGCACGCAGCAAUCCUUGUUCUUUUGUCACAUCUGAACGUACAAAGCAAUAUGUCCUCAGCCAAGCUGAAUUUGUAAAAGAGGGAAAAUAUGUUGUUACACAGCCAUCACAAUGUGAAAAUGCUCCUCAGAGCAAGUCAAAGCUCAGUAGCAAUCAAUUACUUCAACCAACAAAACAAAGUGAUUCUAAACAAAUGCCCUUUGGCCCCCCUAAUUAUCUUAAAAACUUCCAAAACCCCUCAGUCAUUUCCUCCUCUCCUCACAUCCAAAACAAUGACAGUGCAAGUUGGUCAACUCAGGUAUCAGCAUCCAACUUCCAUGAUGUCCGACCUUCAUGCCAAGAGCCUAAAAACUCUAAUGUGAGUGACUUUAUUAGAUACUUUGCUCGCCGGGAAAUAGUAGCAACAGGAUUACUGCAAUUUAACGACAAGCCUCAAAAUUUCAGAGCUUGGAAACGUUCCUUUAAAAAUGCAAUAAAUGGAUUAGAACUAACAACAAGUGAAGAGAUGGACUUUAUGUUAAAGUGGCUUGGCAAAGAAUCCUCUGAACACGUAGAACAAAUUAGAGCCAUACACUUUAACAACCCAACCAAAGGUCUCAAUAUGAUGUGGGACAGACUUGAGCAAUGUUAUGGCGCAGCUGAAGUGAUUGAGGAUACACUCUUCAAAAGAAUUGAUAUGUUCCCCAAAAUCACAUCCAAAGACUACACAAAACUAAGGAAGUUUAGUGACCUGCUCAUGGAAAUGCAGAGUGCUAAAGCUGAAGGAGACCUUCCUGGUCUUGCGUUUUUGGAUACCGCAAGAGGAUUAAAUCCAAUUGUGCAGAAACUUCCCUUCAAUUUGCAAGAAAGGUGGAUCACAGUAGGAGCUAAAUACAAACGCACACAACGUGUCCCCUUCCCACCAUUCAAUGUUUUUGUAGACUUUGUAACGCAGGAAGCUAACUCAAGAAAUGACCCCAGUUUUAACUUUACAUCGUUCCCUGACGUACACAAACUCGACAAACUGCCAUGGAGAGCAUAUAAACAAAAAGAAAUUUCAGUGCACAAAACUGAUGUCUCCCGUUACAAUUUAGAUACACAAAAAACGGCAAACAAAGCUGUAGACAGCGACAAGCUUUGCCCAAUUCACAUGAAACCUCAUCCCCUCUUGAAGUGCAGAUCAUUUCGAAUGAAAACACUCGAUGAUCGAAAAACAUUCUUAAAAGAGAACCACAUUUGCUUCAAAUGCUGUUCUUCAUCUACACACAUUGCAAAAAACUGUAUGGUCAAGAUACAGUGCUCUGAGUGUCUUGAUGAAAAACACUGCACUGCUCUUCACCCAGGACCAGCACCCUGGCUUAGAGUAACUGAACCUGCAGCAGAGUAUGGCGGGGAGAGUGACUCCGCUAAGUCGGAGGAGAUCACGUCCAAGUGCACACAGGUUUGUGGCGUGAACGAAGCAGGCAGAUCCUGCUCUAAAAUUAGUCUUGUUAAAGUGUACCCAGCAGGCCAUCCUGAACAAGCAGUAAGGCUCUAUGCCAUCCAUGAUGAACAAAGCAACAGGUCGUUAGUAUGUCCUGAGUUCUUUGAAUUGUUCAAUGACCGUGGCCCUAGUUCCCCUUAUUCACUAAGGACAUGUGCUGGUACUAAAGAAGCAAUGGGCAGGAGAGCUACAGGAUAUGUAGUGGCAGCCAUAGAUGGUUCAGUUCACAUCCCAUUGCCUAGCCUCAUUGAAUGUAGAAAUAUCCCAAACGAUAGAGAUGAAAUUCCCACACCCAGUGCAGCCAUGCAACACAGUCAUCUAAAGUCAGUAGCUCACCUUAUCCCUGACCUGGACUCUAAUGCCCCCAUACUCAUGCUUCUCGGACGGGAUGCUAUUAGAGUUCACAAAGUCCGUAAACAGAUAAGUGGCCCUAACAAUGCACCCUAUGCACAAAAAUUGGACCUCGGGUGGGUCAUAGUAGGAAACGUGUGUUUAGGUGAUGUUCACAAAACUCUCGCUGUGAAGACGCUGUUCACAAAUACAACUGAGAAAGGGCGUCCUACAAUGUUUGAGCCAUGCCCCAAUGUAUUUAAUGUAAUAGAGAGACAUUGUGAGAUACAAGUUCCAUUCAGCUUCAGCACUCAACUUGUGGAUAGCGCUUGUGAACCUGAUCAUUUAGGAUGUAAUGUGUUCAAACAAACCAGACAUGACAAUUACAUCGCACCCUCCAUUCAGGACAAAGCCUUCUUGAAAAUAAUGGAAGAAGGACUACAAAAGGACACAGACAAGAGCUGGACAGCUCCAUUACCAUUCAAGUCGCCACGUCAAAAACUCCCUAACAACAGACCGCAUGCCCUGAGCCGCUUAAUGUCUCUUGUUCGUAGCUUUGAAAGGAAAGAAGAAAUGAAGGAACAUUUCAUCACGUUUAUGGACAAAAUAUUUGAAAACAAACAUGCAGAGCUUGCCCCUCCACUGAAAGACGAAGAGGAAUGUUGGUAUUUGCCACUAUUCGGUGUCUACCACCCUCGCAAGCCCAAACAGAUUAGGGGCGUCUUUGACAGCAGCGCGAAGUACAAGAAUGUGUCACUAAAUGAUGUGUUGUUGACAGGACCAGAUCUUAACAACUCACUGUUAGGUGUCCUAAUACGCUUCAGAAAGGAAGCUGUUGCCUUCACAGCCGACAUUGAACAGAUGUUUUACUGUUUCAAUGUUCGAGAGCAAGACAGAAAUUACUUGCGUUUUUUGUGGUUUCGUGACAAUGACAUUUCCAAAGACAUUGUAGAGUAUAGGAUGAGAGUCCACGUCUUUGGGAAUAGCCCAUCACCAGCAGUGGCCAUAUACGGCUUACAUCAGUCUGUUCUACGCAACCAGCCAGAUUGUGAUCCAGAUGUCAAGCAGUUUGUCACACACGACUUCUACGUAGACGACGGACUCAAAUCCCUCCCCACUGUUGAAAUGGCUGUGUCCUUAUUACAAAGAACCCGUGACACACUUGCAAACUCAAAUCUAAGACUGCAUAAAAUAGCAGCUAACAGAAAAGAGGUACUCGAAGCAUUCCCUUCACAAGAUCAUGCCAAAGACCUAAAGGACUUGGACUUUGAAGCUGAUUCAGUCCCCAUGCAACGUAGCCUGGGUCUCCUUUGGGACCUAAAGAAAGACUGCUUCACCUUUAGAGUGUCAGACGAGACAAAGCCGUUUACUAGACGAGGUGUUUUAUCAACAAUAAACAGCCUUUAUGAUCCAUUAGGCUUUGUAGCACCAGUAACAAUGCAGGGAAAGUCCAUUCUGCGUGAACUUAUGGCAGAGAAUGGAGACUGGGAUGCACCAUUGCCCUCAGAAAUGGAAGAGUCCUGGACCCUGUGGAAAGACUCACUUAAAGAACUGUCCAACUUGACCAUUCCCAGAGCAUACACAGAAAUUUCUCCCUCAACAACUACAAAAAAAGAGUUGUUGGUAUUUUCGGACGCAUCUACUAAGGCUAUAGCUGCAGUGGCCUAUUUAAGAGUAACAGAUGCAGCUAGGAACUGUGAAGUAGGCUUUGUUUUAGGUAAGGCAAAGUUAGCACCACGCCCAGAUCAGACCAUACCAAGAUUAGAGCUUAGUGCUGCUGUGUUAGCAGUCGAGCUUGCAGAUCUUCUCACUGACGAAUUAGGCUUUGAAAUAGACUACACUGCAUUCUAUACAGACAGUAAAGUAGUUCUAGGUUAUAUCCACAACGAGACAAGAAGAUUUUAUGUCUACGUGGCUAACCGUGUUACGAGAAUCCGCAAAUCUUCUCAACCAAGCCAAUGGCAUUACGUACCGAGCAGCCAGAACCCAGCAGAUCACGCCACACGUUCUGUUCCUGCUUACCAGCUACCCCUUAGUAACUGGCUCACUGGCCCCGACUUCAUGCUCCAAGAUCAAAGUCCCUCAAAUGACUCUUUUGAACUUGUUGAACCUUGCACAGACUCUGAUGUCAGACCACAGGUGUCUACACUCAAAACCACAAUCUCAACCAAACAACUUGGCUCUGACAGAUUCAACAAGUUUUCGACAUGGAAGUCUCUCAAGCGUGCUGUUUCGAGACUACUACACGUCAUACAUAACUUCAAAUCACUGCCAAGCAAAAUCAAUCACUGCCGUGGUUGGCACUACUGUGAGACAGGACUCACUGUAGACGAGUCAAACCAAACCCAAAAGGUAACCCCUCUUAAGGCUCCAGUUGGCAACUUUACAGCGUCAGACCUCUACAAACAUCAGUGGCGCCAAGUCCAGCACCUGUCAAACACCUUCUGGGACAGGUGGAAGAAGGAGUUCCUUCCCACUCUCCAACCACGUCGCAAGUGGCAUUCCAGUCAACUUAACGUGAGCGUAGGUACGGUCGUUAUACUCAAAGACAGCCAAAUUCCCCGAAAUGAAUGGCCUCUUGCACGUGUAACGCAGGUGUUCCCAAGUAAAGAUGGCAAAGUCCGUUCAGUAGAGCUAAGGGUAGUCAGGUCAGAUGAUACAAAGGUAUUGACCAGACCCAUCUCAGAAAUUGUACCUUUGAUUAUUUAAUGAGAGGUAUUUGUUUGUUUUUUCCAGUUAUUUUUGUGGCGUUUAUCCACGCCAAGCGGGGAGUGUUCUGUUACAACUAAAAGUUGUAAACUCUUGUUGUUGAAAUGUGUUGUGCUUAAAUAAGCUUGUUAUGUAAUUAAUAUUAUUACAUGUGUAUUUGUCGCCAUCAUGUGGUCAUGGCAGUUAAUACAUCUUUGAGAAGUGUGUAUUUUGAAUCAAACUUUAUUGACCGGAAGUUACAUAAGCCAAGCAGAGAAAUCUCCAGUUCCAGCACGUACUUUAUGGUGGUUAUUUUCAAAGAAAAACUGCAUAUAUCCUUUGUUUAAGGUUGCAUCGCCGGUAUGUAUCAUAAGUUGAACUUUGAAACUUGGUUUUUGUCUAAAAUAUUUCGAGCUAAAUUUAUGAUUUUUGAUGUAUGAUCUUUGCCAUACUCAUUAGCAAUAAUUUGCGAUGUCAUCUAAGAUGGCGUCGUAGUACAAUUUCACUUUGUUUACCUUCUCAUGUCUUGUAAGGUAGCAUUACAGCAUAUAUAUGAAUACAUUUGCAUAACAUAUUUAUAUAUUGACUGUAUUGUUUGUCUUUUUAGUUUCACCCUUUUGAAUGUCAUUAAACCUGCUGACAACGCUCA